AUGAUUAAUUUCCUCUAAUUAUUGCAAUAAAGAAGUCCAUUUUAGGAGGAAUUGUCCAUAUAUGAAGAAGGAAGAAGAGUAAUUUUUAUUUUUAGAAGUAGAUGUUAGAAAAGUCACUAAGAGAAAAAGGGGGGAAGGAGUACUAUUUGAUAUCUAAAAAAUUCAUAAAAUAAUGGAAAUAUUAUGUAGAUUAUGAUGAGGAAAUGGAUGAAUAUGAAAAAGACAGCAGAUAAAAAGUUUUAAUUUUAAAUAUGCUUAGCCUGAUAAAAUCAAUUCUGAUUUAAUGAGCAAUGAGAAAUUGUUUAAGUAUUUUCCUGAAGGUCAUGUUUAUAACUCUACCAUUCGUUAUUUGGAAAAUGAAUGGGAUUAUGAAAUUGUAAUUAUUGUAAUAGAAAUAUAGGUAUUAAGAGAAAUUUAUGAAUAUUUUUUAAAAAAUUAUUCAUCAGCCGAACCCCAAAUAAGGGUGGGGUUCUAUAAUGAAAAUCUUAAAAGAAAGUAGAUAUUCCCUAAUUUAGCAAGAGUAUAUAUACAAUUAAAUUAAGUUUACUUUGAUUUAUUGGUCUCCUGUUGAUAAUAAGCAUUAAACAGUAAUAGCAUAAGUAGACUACAACUCUGAGAUCAAGGCAUGGAAGAAUUUACUAAGAGAUACAUUUCAAGAGUUAUUCAAACUUAAUAAAAUAAAUAAUGUGCGUAUUUGGCAACCAAGACAUAAAACAUUUAAAUCAGGGUUAUUAAUUUAGCAAAUAUCUAAAACCAAAGAGGUAGAUGGAGAUAUUUUAGAUGAUAAUCUGAUGAUAUUUCAAUUGCAAAGUUAAAGAAAUAAUUGUUUAAUCCUUGAUUUGGAAUUGAACGAUUGGUAGUUUACGAAAUUUAAAAAAACAAUUGAGUAUGACAACGAACUAUUGUUAGAAAUUGCAUUAUAGGGUUGUAGUUAGUUAGUGUGUGAGUUUCCACAAUGCAAAUUAAAUAAUGGUUUUUUAGAUUUGGGUUUUGGAGUGGAAGAUAUCAAAGGAAUCUGUUCAGUUCUUAUUGAAAACGAGGAAGUCAAAUGGGAAUUAAUGUGUUCAAAGCAAAAUGGUCUAACUAACAAUUUGCUUCCAUUUUAUUAGAGGGAUGAUAAAAUGGAUAUUGCUUAAUACUUAUUGAAGGUAUCUGCAUCAUUAGAAUUAUUUGGAAUUUCAUUUGUGGAGAAUUACAAUAAGAAUUAAGGAGUUUAUUAGAUUGAUCAAGAAAACCCAGAAGUCAACAUUUCAUUAAUUCAAUUCACAGAUAAAUUAUUAAAAUAGUAGAAAGAAGCCUCUAUACAAAUCAUAAAGAAUUUAUUCUGCAAAAAAGUGGCAGAUGUUGAACCACUUACAAAUUUAUACUAACUUAGAGCACUCUAUCUAAUUUUAUAAUUUAGAGGAUGCCUUAAUCUAAUUCUGGAGGAAAAAACUUAAAUUCUAUUAACAAUAAUAAGAAGAUUGAGUUAAUAACAGUUUAAUUAACUAUCUAAAUGGCUUAGUAAACUCGAUAAUUCCGGAAUAAUAUAAUUAUAAUUUAUAUUAAAGUCCUUGAUUGAAGAUCAAAUCAAAAUAUAAUAAAAUGCCCCCAUUAAACCGCUUCUAGAUAUUGAUGAUAUCUAAAGACUCAAAGGACUCUUUGAAUUAUACAGUAUGAUAUACAAGUCAAAUCUCAGGAAUCGCAGGAUCAAAACAUCUGACUUUAUCAUAAAUUCCAUAUAACAUUUUUACAAAGUCGAUGCAGAUAGAGAGGAAUUCACUUAGUUUUAAAUGUUCAACUAAAAAAUUUUGAGAAAUUAUUCAUUUACUUUUUGUCAAUACCCUUGGUCUAUGCCAAUAGAGUUUAAAUCUAGGCUAAUCUAUAUCGAGUGCAAAGUAAAGCAGUUUGAUUAAAGGAGGAGAACAUACGGUAUUCUACCUUAAUAUGUAUCCUUAACAAUAGAAAGAGAUAACAUUAUUGAGUCAGCUAUUAAAUAGUUACAGUAAACUUAGUUAUCUCUGAAGAAUCCUCUGAAAGUUUAAUUUGUUAAUGAACAAGGAGUUGAUGAGGGAGGACCAAAAAGAGAGUUUUUCAGAUUGAUUAUGGAGAAGUUGGUCACUCCAGAUUAUGGUAUGUUUAUUCCAAAAAACAAUGACACUGUGUUUUGGUUCAACCCUCAAUCCUUUGAAAUGCCCAUCUAUUAUUCUUUGAUUGGGAAGCUCUUAGGAUUAUCUCUUUAUAAUUCUGUAUUAUUGGAUGUUCGAUUUCCAACAGUGUUAUUUAAGAAGUUGUAGAGAGAGAAGGUCAAAGAGGAGGACCUUAAGGAAUUGGAUAUGGAGACCUAUACUGGGUUCCAAUUUCUGAGGGAAUAGACAGAUCCAAAGGUAGUUUAGAGUCUAGGUCUGACAUUCAAUGCCACAUACAAGGUGUGGGGAGAAACCUAUUUUGAAGACUUAAAGGUAAUAAUGACAUAGAUGAAAAUAGCCAAACGGAUUCUAAAUUGAGGUCACAAUUUAAAAUAGAGAGGAAUAUAUAUAAUUGUAUAUCGAUUGGUAUUUGAAUAAGUUGGUUUAAAAGUAAUUUGACUUAUUAAAAGAUGGAUUUAAAACAGUAGUUGAUGGCGAUGGAAUAAAGGUAGAUAUUCAUUUAAUUAAUUUUAAAAUAGCUAUUUUCAGGAGAAGAAUUGUAGCAAUUGAUUAUUGGUUUGCCAACUUUUGAUAUGAGAGAUUUGGAGGCAUCAACCAAAUAUGAUGGGUAUGAAAGUAAUUCGGAGUACAUUAAGUAAAUUAUAUAGCAAUAAUAAAGGUAUUUUUGGAAUUGCAUCCAUUCGUUGAAUGUUGAAAUGCAAAAAAGAUUUUUAUUCUUCUGCACAGGUUCAGACAGAAUUCCUGUAGGAGGACUCAAAUCUAUUAAAUUUGUUAUAUAAAAACAUGGAGAAGGUAUUACUCUAUUUAAAUUUAGAUACUGAAUAAUUACCAUCAGCACAUACUUGUUUCAAUGUUUUAUUGUUACCAUAAUAUAAAAUUAAGGAAACCUUAAAAGAAAAGUUAAAGAUCUCUCUUGAAAAUGCAGAAGGAUUCGGAUUGAUGUGA
Molecule: messenger RNA, 3074 nt
Organism: Paramecium octaurelia
Lineage: Eukaryota; Ciliophora; Oligohymenophorea; Peniculida; Parameciidae
Source: the annotation of a GenBank genome assembly